UCAAAUUUUGCUGCAGUGGUACAGCAAGAUGUAGGAGAGGACAACGGGCUUUGGGCAGUGGCACUGCUUUUUCAUCCGCUUCUGGAGCGCUGCUGGAGUCCCGAUGCCGGAUUUCCCGCAUGAGCUCCCCCGGUCUGCCAGGCCAUCACCUGCGGCUCUUCAUCGCCCUGUUUUAAGGGACGGGCCUAGGGGUAGCAGGCCGGCAGGGUGACGCCCCGGACGGGCACGGGGAGCAAGGGACGCGAGGGACGCGGGCCCAGGGGUCCCAGGGCCGGGCCGGGAGGCAGGCGCGGGGCGCACCCCUCGGCGUCCCCUCGGGGCGUUGUUCGCCCCCCGCGUCCUUCCUGCUUCCGGGGGCCGCCGCGGGGAGGAUUUGCCGCAGAUGACAUCAGCUGUGGAUGCUGGAAAGGCGGCGGCGGCGGCGCGGAGGAUGCGCCGGCUCCCCCCCUUCCUCCUCCUCCUCCUCACCAGGUCCCUGCCCUGCACCGUCUCCGUAUAAAAGCGCCGCCGCCUCCCCACCCGCCCUCACUCCCUCCUUGCCGCCUGCGGAGCUGCCGCCGAGCGGCCCCUCUGCGCCCAGCGCCCCGGAGCCGCGGGGCGGAGGCGAUGGCCACCGUAGUGGUGGAAGUGGACUCGGAGCCCUCCUGCAGCAUCCCCAACCCGACCUCCACCUCGCCCAGUCUCUCCCACCGCUUCCUAGACAGCAAGUUUUACCUGCUGGUGGUCAUCGGCGAGCUGGUGACCGAGGAGCACCUGCGGCGAGCCAUCACCAAUAUCGAGCGAGGAAUCCGAUCAUGGGACACAAACUUGGUCGAAUGCAACUUGGAUCAAGAACUGAAACUUUUUGUGUCUCGCCAUUCAGCUCGAUUCUCUCCUGAAGUUCGAGGUCAGAAGAUUCUUCACCACAGAAGUGAUGUCUUAGAAACUGUAGUUCUCAUCAAUCCCUCAGAUGAAGCAGUUAGUACUGAGGUGCGAUUAAUGAUCACAGAUGCUGCAAGGCACAAGCUCCUUGUUCUAACUGGCCAGUGCUUUGAAAACACAGGAGAACUCAUUCUUCAGUCAGGGUCCUUCUCCUUCCAGAACUUCAUUGAGAUCUUCACAGAUCAAGAGAUUGGUGAAUUGUUGAGCACCACACACCCUGCCAACAAAGCCAGCCUAACUCUUUUCUGCCCUGAGGAAGGGGACUGGAAAAAUUCCAACCUUGACAGACACAACCUUCAAGACUUCAUUAACAUUAAACUCAACUCAGCUUCCAUAUUGCCUGAGAUGGAAGGACUCUCUGAAUUCACUGAGUAUCUGUCAGAAUCAGUAGAAGUGCCAUCACCUUUUGACAUUUUGGAACCUCCAACCUCAGGAGGUUUCUUGAAGCUCUCCAAACCCUGCUGUUACAUUUUCCCAGGGGGAAGAGGGGACUCUGCAUUGUUCGCAGUGAAUGGAUUCAAUAUGCUUAUCAAUGGAGGAUCCGAAAGAAAAUCUUGUUUUUGGAAACUUAUCCGGCACUUGGACAGGGUAGAUUCCAUUCUACUCACUCACAUCGGAGAUGACAAUCUGCCAGGAAUCAAUAGCAUGCUUCAGCGAAAGAUAGCUGAACUAGAAGAGGAACAGUCUCAAGGGUCUACUACCAACAGUGACUGGAUGAAAAAUCUGAUCUCACCUGAUUUAGGAGUUGUGUUCCUUAAUGUACCUGAGAACCUGAAGAACCUGGAUCCUAAUUCUAGAGUAAAAAGGAGUGUAGAAGAAGCUUGUUUUACUCUCCAGUAUUUAAAUAAGUUGUCUAUGAAGCCAGAACCUCUUUUCAGAAAUACAGGAAAUACCAUUGACCCUAUCAUUUUAUUUCAGAAAAUGGGAGUUGGCAAACUUGAGAUGUAUGUGCUCAAUCCUGUCAAAAAUAGCAAAGAGAUGCAAUAUUUUAUGCAGCAGUGGAGUGGUACUAACAAAGAUAAAGCUGAAUUCCUGCUACCAAAUGGCCAAGAGCUAGACAUUCCAUUGUCCUAUUUCACCUCUGUCUCAUCCCUGAUUGUGUGGCAUCCAGCUAAUCCUGCAGAAAAAAUAAUCCGAGUUCUCUUUCCUGGAAACAGCACCCAGUACAAUAUUCUAGAGGGACUAGAAAAACUCAAACACUUAGACUUUCUUAAACAACCAAUGGUUACACAAAAAGACCUAACUGGGAACAUUGCUAGUCCAGCUGUGAAACAAGCGAAAUUGAAACAAAGAACAGAUAGCAAGGAGAGUCUGAAGCCUGCUGCAAAGACACCACCAAAUAAGCCUGUCAGAAAGGAAUCUAAAGAAGAAACACCAGAGCCUGUGAAGCCUAGUCCAGUACCAGAAAAGCCUCAGAAACUGGAAAGCAAAGAAAAAGUUCCAGUUAAAAAAGAAAAAUCAGCGAAAGUAGAGACCAAACCAAUAGCGGUGGAAAAAGACCUUGCAAGUAAGGAGGAACAGCUAGUGAAAUCUGAAGUUCCUGAAAAACAAAGUACAGAUGUAAAACCAAAAAUGUCAAAGGAGAAGACAGUGAAAAAGGAAGUCAAAGCAAAACCUGAAGAAAAGAAGGAGGACAAAGAAAAACCAAAGAAAGAGGUUUCUAAAAGAGAAGAGAAAACACCCCUCAAAAAAGAGGAAAAACCAAAAAAAGAAGAGAUCAAGAAAGAAGUUAAGAAAGAGAUGAAAAAGGAAGACAAGAAGGAAGCUAAGAAGGAAAUAAAGAAAGAAGCUUCAACAAAAGAAGCUAAAAAAGAAGCUAAAAAAGAAGAGAAGAAGGAAAUCAAGAAGGAAGACAAAGAAGCCAAAAAGGACAUCAAGAAGGUUCCUAAAGAAACCAAGAAGACAGCUACUCCUUCAAAUGAAGCCAAAAAGCCAGCAGCAAAGCCUAAACCACAAAAGAAGGAGGAACCUACUAAAAAAGAAGCAAUACCUGCUGGAAAGCCAAAGGAAAAAGGAAAAGUUAAAAGUGUGAAGAAGGACCUCAAAGUCAGUGGAGCACAAGCUGCCCUUGCAGCAGUUGGAGCCACAACUGUAGCAGCUGCAGAAAUUACAGCCGGUGGAAAGGAGCUUGAAGCAGAGAGAUCCCUUAUGUCUUCACCAGAGGAUUUAACAAAGGAUUUUGAGGAAUUAAAAGCUGAAGAAGUUGAAACAAUAAAGGAAACAAAAUCUCAAGUUGCACUUAUAAAGGAUGAUCUGAAACUCACUGGCACAGUACAAAAAGACACUUUUGAAGUACAAAAAGAAAAAUUGGAUAAUGAAGGACCUGCUGAGUCAUCCGAUGAAGGCAUAACUACCACAGAGGCUGAGGGUGAGUGUGAACAGACACCUGAAGAGUUGGAACCUGUGGAAAAACACAAGGUUGAUGACAAUGAAAAGUUUGAAGAUGAGGGAACUGGCUUGGAAGAAUCAUCUGAAGCAGAUUAUGAAGAAAAGGCAGAGACAGAAGAAGCUGAAGAACGAGAUGAAAAUGAAGUAGAAAAAACACAACUGGAUGCCACAAAACCAUUUCUGGAAGAAUCAAGAAAAAUUACAGGUGUCUCAGAAAAAGUAAUGACUCAAGUAGAUACUAACAUUAAAGAUGAAAAUUAUAUUGAAAAGGCAGAUUAUGAGGCAUCCGAUGAACGAGCUGAAGAAGACAGGGAAGAAGCAAUAGAAAAGGCAGAAACUGAAGAGACUGAAGAAGAUGAGGAGGACAAAGCAGAAGACAUCAGAGAUGAAGAAGAAACUGAAAAAACAGAAGCCGAAGAAGAUUAUGUGAUGGCUGUGGUAGACAAAGCUGCAGAAUCUGGUGAAGCCGAUGAUAAGUAUGGCUUACUCAUCAUUACACCAACUAAACGCUCAGAGUCUCAGUCUCCUGUGAUUGAACCAGCUUCUUCUAUCCAUGACGAGACACUGCCUGGUGGUUCAGAAAGUGAAGCCACUGUUUCUGAUGAAGAAAAUAGAGAAGAUCAGCCUGAGGAAUUCACUGCUACUUCAGGUUACACACAGUCCACCAUUGAAAUAUCCAGUGAACCAACUCCAAUGGAUGAAAUGUCAACACCCCGAGAUGUCAUGAGCGAUGAAACUAACAAUGAGGAAAGCGAGUCACCCUCUCAGGAGUAUGUGAACAUUACCAAGUAUGAGACAUCACUAUAUACUCAAGAGUUCAGCAGAGCUAAACUUUCUCCACUUCCAGAUGCUUUUAAUGGGUUAUCGGAAGGAUCCAAAACAGAGGCCACAGAAGGUAAGGAUUAUAAUGCCUCAGCUUCCACCAUCUCACCACCCUCUUCAUUAGAAGAAGACAAAUUCUGCAAAUCUGCAUUCCAAGAUGUAUACCGGCAAAGAGAAAGUGAAAUCCAAGGCACUGACAAAUUAGAAAUCAGAGAACCCUAUCAAGAAGAUGGUGGAAAACAUAGUUCAGCCAAGAGUCCAGCUGACAGUUUGUCCCCUCCAUCGCCUGUUGCCAAAACACCACUGAGUGAACGUAGUGUAAACUUUUCACUCACUCCCAAUGAGAUCAAGGUUCCUUCUGAGUCUGUUCCCCCAGCUAAAUUACCUGAUGUACACCAAGAAGUUGCUGAAGAGCACUGCACAAGCCCUGAUGAUAAAACAUUAGAAGUAGCAUCUCCAUCACAGUCUGCUGCUGGUAGUGCUGGCCACACACCUUAUUAUCAGUCUCCCACUGAUGAAAAGUCCAGUCAGCUUCCCUCUGAAACCAGUGAAAAGUCAACAGAAGUUCCUGUUAGCUUUGAGUUCAGUGAAGAAAAAGAUGAGUCUGCGAAAUGCAGAAUAAGCCCUAUGGAUGAGCCCGUGCCAGAUUCAGAAUCUCCUAUUGAAAAGGUUCUUUCACCUCUGCGGAGUCCUCCACUGAUAGGUUCAGAGACCACUUAUGAUACAUUUUUGAGUGCUGAUUUAAAGUCUCCCACCAGAGAUUCUGGAAGCCCUUCUGAGGAGAAACCUGAAAAAGAAAAAUCACCUGUUCAGAUGAGCCCAGCUUCUGAAGCAAGCUCUGUGGGCCUCUUCCAAGAAAAACAAGAUGAAAAAAGCAUGGAAUUUAUGGUAAUUAAGGAAGGCUUCAGCCUGGAAAGGAAAAUGGAGGAUACAGAGCCCAGCAGCUCCCAGUCUUCACUGGUCUUGGAUGAGCGGAAGUUAGCAGGUGAUCUCUCACCGACUCAAAUAGAUAUCAGUCAGUUUGGUUCUUUAAAAGAAGAUACUAAAAUGUCAAUUUCUGAAGGCACUGUCUCUGACAAGUCUGCAACUCCUGUUGAUGAAGUUGUUGCAGAAGACACCUAUUCCCAUAUAGAAGGAGUAGCUUCUGUCUCUACAGCAUCUGUUGCCACUAGUUCAUUUCCAGAACCAACUACUGAUGAUGUAUCUCCUUCUUUACAUGCUGAGGUUGGUUCUCCCCACUCUACUGAAGUUGAUGAUUCCCUUUCAGUGUCAGUUGUACAAACACCAACAACUUUUCAGGAAACAGAAAUGUCCCCAUCUAAAGAAGAGUGCCCAAGGCCUAUGUCAAUUUCUCCACCAGAUUUCUCGCCUAAAACUGCAAAAUCAAGAACACCAGUGCUUGAUCACAGAUCUCCUGAGCAGUCAGCUAUGUCAGUAGAAUAUGGUCGGGAGUCACCUGAGCAGUCUUUAGCAAUGGAUUUUAGUAGGCAGUCUCCAGAAUAUCCUGCUGUAGGCACUGGUGUACACCAUAUAUCUGAAAAUGGACCAACGGAAGUAGAUUAUAGCCCUUCAGAUAUACAGGAGUCUCCUUUUGCACAGAAGAUUUCACCUGUGGAACAGUCAUCUUACUCUCAAGAGAAAGAUAUUUCAGAAAUUAUUUCAGUUUCUCAAAUUGAAGCUUCAUCCUCAACUUCAUCAGCUCAUACACCUUCCCAGGUAGCUUCACCAUUGCCAGAGGAAACUUUUUCAGGUGGUGUUCCACCCAGAGAGAUGUCACUGCAUUCUUCUUUUACCUCAGAAAAGGUGCAGAACCUGGGAGAAAAGCUCUCACCAAAAUCUGACCUGUCUCCACUAACUCCAAGGGAAUCUUCUCCCCUGUAUUCUCCUACUUUUCCAGAUUCACCUCCUGCAAUCACAGAAGCAGUGUCAGCUAGUCACACACCUUUGUUGUCACAGCGGGUGUCUUCUGUCAAAGCCUUUGGUUAUCAGGAACCCCUAUCAAAGCACAGUCCAGAACCUUUACUCAGUCCAGACAAAGAAGAUUCAGAGAAAAGCAGCAGGUCACCAGAAGAACUUAGUUAUUCAUAUGAGGCCAGAGAGAAAAGUACAAGGUCACCAGAGAAUAUCAGCUAUUCCUAUGAGGCAGUCAGAAAAUCUACUAGAUCACCUCAAGCCAUGGAUUAUUCCUUUGAGUCAAGCAGAAAAACUACUAGGUCUCCUGAGACCACAGAUUAUUCCUAUGAGAUAACCAGGAACACUACUCGGUCACCCGAGGGUACAGACUAUUCAUAUGAGAUAAUUGCAAAAAAUAUGAGGUCAUCUGAUGUCACAGAUUAUUCUUAUCAGAUAACAGGGAAAACUACCAGGUCACCAGGGGCCACAGAUUAUUCCUAUGAGACAGCUGGGAAAACCCCCAAAUCACCUGAAGCCACAGAUUAUUCCUAUGAGUUAACUGGGAAAGCUACCAGAUCACCUGAUACUAUGGAUUAUUCCUAUGAGACAACAAGGAAAACCUCUAAGUCACCAGAAGCCGUUGGCUACUGCUAUGAGACAAUUGGGAGAACCACCAGGUCAUCAGAGGGCAUGACUUACUCUUAUGAGACAGCUGGGAAAACCUCCAGUUCACCUGAAGCCACAGAUUACUCAUUUGAGACAACUGGGAGAGCUACCACUGGGAGGUCACCUGAAGCUGCCAGCUAUUCCUAUGAAGCAAGUGCACAUUUUACUCCAAGUAAAUCGUUAGCAGAAUCCCGUCAAGAUGUUGACUUGUGCCUUGUGUCCUCUUGUGAAUAUAAACAUCCCAAAACUGAGCUUUCGCCUUCAUUUAUCAACCCAAAUCCUCUUGAGUGGUUUGCAAGUGAAGAACAGUCUCAAGAUCAAGAGAAGCCACUGACUCAGUCUGGGGGAGCUCAGCCUCCUUCUGGGGGAAAGCAGCAAGGGCGGCAGUGUGAUGAAACUCCUCCCACAUCUGUGAGCGAGUCUGCCCCAUCUCAGACUGAUUCGGAUGUUCCCCCGGAGACUGAGGAAUGCCCCUCCAUCACCGCAGAUGCUAACAUUGACUCAGAAGAUGAGUCGGAAACCAUUCCAACGGACAAGACAAUUACGUACAAACACAUUGACCCACCACCUGUCCCAAUGCAGGAUCGCAGCCCAUCUCCCAGACAUCCUGAUGUUACCAUGGUUGAUCCAGAGGCUCUGCCAGUUGAACAGAAUUUAGGUAAACCUUUGAAGAAGGACCUCAAAGAAAAGACAAAGACAAAAAAGCAGGGUACCAAGACCAAGUCAUCUUCUCCUGUUAAAAAAAGUGAUGGUAAAUCAAAACAAGUGGCUUCACCAAAGCCAGCUACAAAAGAAUCUUUAGACAAAAUUUCCAGAACAGCUUCUCCAAAAAAGAAGGAAUCUGUGGAGAAGGCAACCAAAAAUAUCUCUAAUCCAGAGGUAAAGUCUCGAGUGGAAGAGAAAGAUAAGGAUACCAAGAAUGCAGCAAAUACAACAACAUCCAAGUCGGCAAAGACUGCAACCACAGGACCUGGGAAUACUAAGGUGGCAAAAUCUACAGCAGUGCCUCCAGGACCUCCAGUGUAUUUGGAUCUGGUGUACAUUCCCAACCACAGCAAUAGCAAGAAUGUUGAUGUUGAGUUUUUCAAGAGGGUGCGGUCAUCCUACUAUGUGGUGAGCGGUAAUGAUGCUGCGGCCGAGGAGCCAAGCAGGGCUGUUCUGGACUCCCUGCUGGAGGGCAAGGCACAGUGGGAGAGUAACAUGCAGGUGACUUUAAUCCCAACCCAUGACUCAGAAGUGAUGAGGGAAUGGUAUCAAGAGACGCAUGAGAAACAGCAGGAUCUCAACAUCAUGGUUUUGGCAAGCAGCAGCACUGUUGUUAUGCAAGAUGAAUCUUUUCCUGCAUGCAAGAUUGAACUGUAAGAACAAGACCGUGCAUCACAAGAUUAAACUUUGUUUCCAGAAAUUCUUCAGUUUGAAAACACCUUGCCUGAAAAUUCAAGUCAUCUAUUUCAACUGCUGAACUAUAUACUUGCCAAAUGCUAUACUGUGUCACAGUGAUGCAAGUCACUAAUAUUUUUCAGUCUUUGUUGGUUGCUAAGGGAAAUAACAGUCUUCCCAUAGUAGAGUACAAAUUGCUGCGAAAAUACAGAUCCAGUUGCAUCUCCACUGAACAUUUUGAAACCAUGCACUAGCAACCCCAAUUGACUUUUGCCAGGUAGAGGCAUAUGCCCUCUAAAGAAACACAAAGAGAGAAAGAGAGAGAGGGGUAGGAGGAGAAAGUAAAUUAUUAGGUCUGCAUUAGUCUCAUGGCAAUAGAUGUAUCGCUUACUACAGUCUGCUUAUGUUCUCACAUAAGAAGAAAGUUUUAAAUUUUUAUCAAUAUGAGCUAUCACUAUGGGGAUCCUUUUUUUAAAGAAUUAAGUUAGCUCAAACA
Motacilla alba alba is the source of this 8566-nucleotide messenger RNA. It is a transcript of the gene MAP1B, whose product is annotated as microtubule associated protein 1B. The transcript is spliced from 7 exons. The record is from RefSeq and is a predicted model, not a curated record. Bases 607 to 8052 code for a protein of 2481 amino acids. Gene Ontology annotation, biological process: regulation of microtubule depolymerization; axonogenesis; microtubule cytoskeleton organization. Lineage: Eukaryota; Metazoa; Chordata; Aves; Passeriformes; Motacillidae. Gene Ontology annotation, cellular component: microtubule associated complex; dendrite; synapse. Gene Ontology annotation, molecular function: microtubule binding; actin binding.